Molecule: messenger RNA, 962 nt
Organism: Zophobas morio
Lineage: Eukaryota; Metazoa; Arthropoda; Insecta; Coleoptera; Tenebrionidae
Exons: 9
Coding region: 52-927 (291 amino acids)
Source: RefSeq, a predicted model, not a curated record
AAUUAAAAAAAAUUUAAAAAGUUUUACGCCCUUCGGCACUUAUAGCUAGAAAUGGAAAGAGGCUUUGAAGGUGUGAACGAAAAAGGUAAUGUCCUACGGGGCAUUUUCAAGGGGCCUUCUCCUUUAUGUCCUUUAAAACUAAGAAAUAAGAUAAUUAUUAUGGUCCACGGUCUUUGUUCUUCAAAAGAUAAUAAUAUAUUUACUGAACUGGCUAACAUUCUUCCUUACCCUUCUUUAAGAUUUGAUUUACGUGGUCACGGGGACAGUGAAGGUCUUCGAAGGUAUGGCUCCUAUGCUGAGGAUUAUCUUGACUUACAAUGUGUUAUUAACAAGCUAUUAAAGGAUAAUAUUGAUAAUACUUGUGGUAGUAAUUUUAAAAAAGCUGGAGGAUUUACCGUCUUCUGUCUGAUCGGCCAUUCUAAGGGUGUCGCUUCUGUCCUUCGCUAUGCUCUGAAGUGUACUGAAGAAAACAUAGAGCCCCUUCCUCUCAUUAUUAACAUUGCCGGUCGUUUUGACUUUACGAAGACGCCCCAUCAGAGAUUUAGUCAGCAACAAAUUAGUGAGUUAAUUGCUAACGGCUCCUUUUUAUGGGGUUCCAGAGGUUGCAACUACCUUAUUACCAAACAAGAUCUUUUGGACAGGGAACAAAACAUCCAUUUUAUGCAAGAGGAAUUGAGAAAAAUAAACUGCCAAGUGCUAACUAUACAUGGUUCUAAAGAUAACACUGUCCCCGUCCUGGAUGCCCAUAAAUUUCAUAAAGAGAUUCGCUGUCAUACUUUAGAAAUCAUUGAAGAUGCUAAUCAUUUUUUUACUAACAAAACGCACGCAAAUAGGUUAGGGCUUAUAACAUUGAAGUGGUUGAGUAAAAAGAACACUAGCUUUUUUCAAUCUGCAACUAUGAGUGAAGAAGAACAAGUUUAUUAUUAAUUUAGCCAGUAGCCCAUUAAAUUUUUUUUUAAAGU